AUGGCGUCCAGCUCACAGUCAAAGUACCAUAUCGGAUUCAAGCAGGGAACAAUCAAGUUGUUCGAACUGCGCAAUGUCUCGACUUGCUUGCAGUACCUGCUCCCGACGCUCAAGUCGCUGCCACCCACCUUCUCCCUCCUGGAUGUCGGCUGCGGUCCAGGCAGCAUAACCCUGGACCUGGCUCGACAUUUUCCCCAGGCCACCAUCAUCGGGGUCGACCAGAGCGCCGAGGUGACGGAGCGCAACCGGGCCAGCGUUGAAGAGCUCGCUCCCGGAACCCGUGUGGACUUCCGCCAGGGCGACGUGCUCAGGCCCGAGACAUUCCUCACCCCGGAGGAGAUGGAGGCCAAGUUCGACGUCGUCCACGAGCACACCACCCUCAUCUGCAUCCCUGAAAACGCCCCAGUACUUAAGCAGAUGCGGCUGUUGGCCAAACCAAACGGCGGUAUUGUCGCAUGUCGCGACGGUGACACCCAGUCGCAGGUGCUUUGGCCACCAUGUCCCGAAAACGCAGAGCUACAAGAGCGUAUCUAUAGAAUGAACGGUCUAGAAACGCAAACUGGCCGUCGCCUGAUUCAGAAAGCUCUGGCUGCUGGGUUCCGAAGGGACCAGAUCACGGCGUCGGCCAGCGUUUUGUCCAACAUCACGCCCGAGGAAAGGUUCGCGUACGCAGGUUCUAUGCUUGACAUCCUCGCCGAUGAAAAUUCUGAAUAUCGCCAAGCUGCCACCAAGUUUGGAUACACGGAAGAGCAGGUUGAGCACCUGCAGCACAAGCGAUAUUUCAGCCGUAUAGACAUGGCGCCGGCAUCCCGUCUGCUCGCAUCAGGCCUCGCCAUAGCCUUGUAUACCAUUGGCGCUCAAGCUGAUGGUACUGGCCUUAUUGGAUGGGGCAAGACGCUUUACGAUCCGACCUGCACCUUUGCCUGUCGUAAUGUCCUCAGGAAGCAGACUCUUGCUUGUACUCCAAGUAGUUCCAGCACAAACCAUGGAACUGCUCACAAUCCCGUUUCGACACCACCCGAUUGCUUUGUCAAAGACCACGCCUUCCUUCUUACCAUGGCCUUAUGCAUCGACACAUACUGCCCGCUAAGCGACAAGCCACCGAUGGCCAAACUGGAGGACUAUUGGGCAGCUCAUCUGGGCACUGGCACUCUGGGUAAUUACAAGUAUGUCCCAGUCAUGUCAUACCAAGAGGCCCUGACCGCCGGUCGGGACGCCGAGUCCAAGGCUGCCCACAACACCAAUUCCUCGUCCUCUGGCUCUGGCGACCACGGGCACAGCAGUCACCGAAGGGCGCCGGCCGUCCGACUAAAUGCUCGUCAUGGAGACAUGGGUUCAGACGACGACUCCGGAGGUUUGGAGGUUUACGAUGUCUCUAGCCCGUUGCCCAAGGCGGCCGGAGGCUCCAAGCCGCUCAACACCACCAGUUUCGUCGACCCUUCCGACUGGCAGCUACAAUGGAAUUACUUGCAUGAUUUCGAGGUCAACGAGGCGACUCACUCUACUGUGACUAUUGUCAUCACCAUCGUCGCUAUUUUCUUACCAGUUGCCCUCUCCCUCCUUCGCUUUAUUCCAGGCUUCACAAAGAGCCGUGCCUGGACUUACUGGCAGUCUUGGCUCAUUCACCCAGUCACCUUUGGCAGGCGUCAUCGCGAACCCAUUGCCGGCGUUGGCAAUAUUCCCACUCGUGGCCAGGCCUUGUACAUUUUUCUCAUUAGUUUCCUCAACAUCAUCCUGUGGCUCGCCCCUUACACCAUUCAUCAGCCCCAGGCCAGCUUCACUUCGCUGAAGAUGCAGAGCGUUAGUAUCAUUGGCAACCGUGCCGGCGUUAUGGCUAUGGGUAACGUUGUUGCCCUUUUCCUCUUUGCAGCCCGCAACAACGUCUUGCUUUACCUUACCGACUGGAGCUACAGUACCUACCUGCUUUUGCAUCGCUGGUUGGCGUACUGGGCUAUCUUUCACACCAUCGUUCACUCCUUCAUGCUGCUGGCCAACUACAUUCUGAAGGGUACCUAUGAGGCUGAGCUGAUCCGCCUGUACUGGAUCUGGGGCAUUGUCGGCACCGUUGCCGUGUGCGCUAUUCUGCUGUCCUCCCUGCUGUGGGUGCGCCAGCGCUUCUACGAGAUCUUUCUGGCUUCGCACAUUGUCUUUUCCCUGCUCUUCAUCAUUGGCUACUACUAUCAUAUUUGGUACGUCUACCAGUACAACUGGGGUUACGAGAUCUGGAUCUUUGUCGCUGGCGGCAUCUGGGGCGCCGAUCGCCUUUUCCGGCUUGUUCGCAGCUUUUUCCAGGGCCUCAAAUGGGCUACCAUCACCACGGUCGACGAUGUUGACGGAGAGUACAUCCGCAUCGAGGUGGAGGGCAAGCGCCUCAAGGGUGGUGUAGUUUACCUCGGCUUCCCGACUCUCACCUGGCGCUUCUGGGAAACCCAUCCAUUUUCUGUGGCUUAUGCCGGAGAUGAUGGCAUCGCCACGAAGCCUCGAACACAGCAUCCGACAGUUCUUAGCUCGAAUCAGGAGAACAAGUCCGUCGCAACGCCCGAAACUAUUGAAACUGACCCCGAAAAGGUCGUGGAAACAUUCCAGGACUCGGACGGCAGCAACACACAAAGAAACACCAACACUACGGUUUUCUACUCUCGCACCCGCAGCGGCAUCACCCGCGCCCUCGCUGCCAAAGCGGCCUCGUCCGUCCGUAUCCGUGUCCUUCUCGAGGGCCCGUACAGCCAUUCGGGGCACAUCUCUCCGCAACUCUCCCACUGCACCGAUAUGAUCUGCAUUGCCGGUGGUGUAGGAAUUACCGCUUGUCUCCCGUUUGUUCGUCACAGCUCAGUCGCGGGAAAUACAACCCUAUUCUGGUCCAGUCGGCACCAAGGUCUUGUUACGGCUCUCGCUCCUGCUAUCGAUAGCCUCCCAAGUAGCGUGAAGGUCGAGACUGUUGUUGGCGAGAGAUUGAAGCUAGAGGCAAUCCUGACCAAAGAGAUGCUCGCGGGUUCUGGUGGUCCGUUAGCUGUUGUCGUAUGCGGGCCUCCGGGCAUGGCGGAUGAGGUGCGCAGUAAGAUUGUAACAUUGGCGAGAACGGAAACAAGAAGCAGACCGUAUGUCCUGGUGGACGAAGCGUUCGCGUGGUAA
Messenger RNA from Colletotrichum truncatum, 3132 nucleotides. The record is from RefSeq and is a predicted model, not a curated record. Lineage: Eukaryota; Fungi; Ascomycota; Sordariomycetes; Glomerellales; Glomerellaceae.